Messenger RNA from Microtus oregoni (creeping vole), 1205 nucleotides. RefSeq names its product acetylserotonin O-methyltransferase-like. The record is from RefSeq and is a predicted model, not a curated record. Lineage: Eukaryota; Metazoa; Chordata; Mammalia; Rodentia; Cricetidae. Gene Ontology annotation, molecular function: O-methyltransferase activity. The transcript has 7 exons.
CUAGCACCCAGCACCCGGGGCCGACGAUGGCCGAGGCCGCGGACGGGGACCCCGAGGACGGGGAUUUCCCUCUCCUCAUGGACUACGCGCACGGCUUCAUGGUCUCGCAGGUCCUGUUCACGGCCUCCGACCUUGGCCUGUUCGAGGCCCUGGCCGCGGGGCCCCUCGAAACCGCCGCGGUUGCCCGGGCCCUGGGUUCGAGUCCUCGGGGGACGCGGCGGCUGCUGGACGCCUGCGCAGGGCUGGGGCUCCUGAGCGCGGAAGACGGCGGGGGCGGAGGAGGUGAUGACGCCACGCCCCCGAUGACAUCAUCGCCCCGGCCCCGCCUUCUCUCCCCGCAGGCCCCGCCCCCAAUGACCUCGCCCUUCCCGCAGUCCCCGCCCCUUCUCGCGGGCCCCGCCCCCGAUGACAUCAUCGCCCCGGCCCCGCCCCCUCUCCCCGCAGGCUCCGCCUUCUCCCUCACGCGUCUCUCGCGCCGGUUCCUGCUGGCGGGCAGCCCCCUGUCUCAGCGCGCGAUGCUGCGCUACCUGGCCGGGACGACGGCGCGGUGCUGGGGCCAGCUGGGCGGGGCCGUGCGGUAGGGGCGGGGCCUGGGGUGGACGGGGCCUAUGGGGGCGGGGCCAAUGGGUGGGGCCAGCGGAACGGGGCGGGGCCUGGGGUGGGCGGGGCAUCGGGUGCUCACGGCCUUUGACCUCUCGGAGUUCAGGGUCAUCUGUGACGUCGGCGGCGGCUCCGGAGCCCUGGCCGCGGCCUGUGCCCGCCUCCACCCCGCCAGCUCCGUGUCCGUGUUCGACACCCGCGACGUCGUCGCUGCCGCCCGCGCCCACUUCCGGCGCCCACGGGGGGACCCGCCCGUCCGCUUCCUGGGAGGCGACUUCUUCCGGUCCCCGCUCCCGCGCGCCGACCUAUACAUCCUGGCCCGGGUCCUGCACGACUGGACGGACGCAGACGCCGCGCAGCUGCUGGGGAGGAUCGGGCGCGCGGGCGGACCGGACUCUGCCGUCCUCCUGGUCGAGGCCGUGCUGACCCCCGGGGGCCGCGGCCCGGCGCGCGCGCUGCUCCUAUCGCUGACGAUGCUGCUGCAGACGCGCGGCCGCGAGCGCACGGAGGCCGAGUUCCACGCCAUGGCCGCCGCCGCAGGCUUCUCCCGCAACAGGCGCCACCCUACCGGGGGCGACCUUGAGGUCAUGCUGGCCAGGAAGUGA